This is a messenger RNA of Brassica napus (rape), 2179 nucleotides long. RefSeq lists its product as uncharacterized. The transcript has 3 exons. Bases 264 to 1886 code for a protein of 540 amino acids. The record is from RefSeq and is a predicted model, not a curated record. Lineage: Eukaryota; Viridiplantae; Streptophyta; Magnoliopsida; Brassicales; Brassicaceae.
CAUGAUUUACGCUUUACUUCAUUAUCUAACCGUUGGAUCAUGUUCGUUCCCAGUCACACUCACUCUCCUUUCCUCUCUCUCUCUCUCUAGCUUUUAUACUUUUCUGAUCUUCACUUUGCUGAUGGACUCUCAAGUGGUAUCUUCUGUGUAUCUUCUUCUCCUUCUUCACCGGUUCUGCAUUCUUCUCUCUUAAUUACCCUGUUUGAGGAAGUCUAUGUCGGUCCUUAAGCGGGAUUGAAUGUGAAUCCAAAGUUACUAUCUAAAUGGAAUGUGCUACUUCGUCUCAACCAUUGCGUACUCCAGUGAAACAAUGCCUGGAGACUCGUUCUGGUGGUGUUGAGCCAGAGCUUGUCAAGUAUAUGUCCAAGCUACCUGUUUUCUUGGAGAGAGCUGAUACCACCCCUCAGGAGAAUCUCUUGAGCGUCGGUGUUCUUCCCUGGAGCCGCUUGGAGAAUUGGCACCUUAGUCAUAAUAACCGGAUGCUGAUGAUGCCAGUCAAGAAUAGGUUUCCUUCUUCAUUGGUUCCGCCGCCUAGUGAUAAAUCCUCUGCUGGAGCGAGGAUUGUGCAUCAGAGGAGACACCGUAGCUCGCGGCAGACAAAGAAACCUAAAGACCAUAGAGGAGGUCUCAGCGUACCAGAUGAGCAGCAGCUGGUUCUGAACACUAAUGCACAAGAUGGAUUUGAGAAGAAGGUUCCUAAAGGGAAGAUCUGCCCCAGAACUGUAAUCUCUAUGGCUAAUAUUAGUAGAAACAAGAAGAGUGAAAAGAAGCAAGAGGAAACCAAGCUCUAUCACUCAACUAAGAAGCUGUCUCUAAAAGAGGCUAAGACCUCCAAGAAGAGUUCAACUGUUGUUGAAGUCGAUUACUCUACUCAACAUUCUUGCCCCUUGCCAUGUAAAUUAGCUGCUGAUGAUGGCUGUGAAAAAGAAACAAGCCAUUUAAGAAGGUUUAUAGAACCUCUGCUGAAGCCAAGAGCAACUCACUCUUCUGGCGUUCAAAGAAAAAAACUGGGUAUCACCGGUUGCAAAACAGUAAAUGUGAAUGAUUCAGCUCACGAGAAGAAGAAUGUUCGAGCUGUUCUGCAUGCAACAGUUAAGAACAACCAGCCACUCUUUACAUUUACAGUGAACAAAGAAACAAACAUUAUUGCAGCCACACAAAAGAAAACGGGAAGCUCGGACGAGGGUGAAUGCAUUAGUGUUUACACGUUCUUCUCUGUCAAAGACUAUAAGAGAAACAGCUCAUGGUUAAACCAAAGAGGCAGAGGCCAAACGCAUGGUGUUAUCAUCUCUAACGUUGUUGCUCAGAUGCGGGUCUCCUCGAGCUCUUCUUUGCCAUCCUCUGGUUCCAUCAGAGAGUUUGUUCUCUUCUCUGUGGAGCUUGAUCAAGAGAGCGUGGGAAAGUCUGAUCUGCAGCUGAAAAACGAGCUAGCCGCGAUCAUUGUGAAGAGGGCAUCACUAAAUCGCAAUGCAGUAAAUAAAGAGGUUGAAGAAGAUAACAUCAAAGACAUUAGUGCUACGGUCAUACUUCAAAGCGGUGUUCAUAGUAUGCCUCAUAAAGGAGGAGGGCCGUCGUCUUUGAUACAGAGAUGGAGAACAGGUGGGUCUUGCGAUUGUGGAGGUUGGGAUAUGGGCUGCAACCUCAGGAUUCUUACAAAUCAGCACUGCAAGAAUUCAACAACUUCAAACUCAUUCGAGCUUUUCUUUUUGGGAGAACAAGCAGCAGAGUAUCCAUUUUUGUGCUAUGAACCACUCAAGGAAGGGAUAUAUUCAGUUGUGUAUGAUUCAUCCCUUUCACAACUACAAGCUUUCUCUAUAUGUAUGGCACUUGCUGAGAGUAGGAAAAUGUCAGAGAUCACCCUUGAUCGAUCACAAAAGCUCUUGUGAUGAACAUAAAGCUAGAGUGGAAAGUGUGUUAGUCCCGGACCAAAUGUUUAAAUCCUAAUGGCAACUAUCACCUGUUGGGCGGGUCUGAAGUUUAUAUUAUUACUUCAAACCCAAAUUUUUACUUACAGGUUAGUGUUAAGCCUAGUGUAAGUCAGUUGCAGGAAAUAAGAAAGCAGCAAGAUCUUUUAAAGUAGCUAGUUUAAAUGGUGUAUCCAAAAGAUAAAUGAUCUUCCCAACUCUUUAAGUGUGAAUAUUUUAUAUCUUAUUCUCUAUGUAUGUAUAAUGUUGGUCUA